Molecule: messenger RNA, 5615 nt
Organism: Neurospora tetrasperma FGSC 2508
Lineage: Eukaryota; Fungi; Ascomycota; Sordariomycetes; Sordariales; Sordariaceae
Exons: 5
Coding region: 150-5366 (1738 amino acids)
Biological process (GO): wybutosine biosynthetic process; tRNA methylation; transmembrane transport
Molecular function (GO): protein binding; tRNA methyltransferase activity; transmembrane transporter activity
Source: RefSeq, a predicted model, not a curated record
CCGCAGCAUUCCUGCUAAAUCACCAAUAACCGCGGCCUCUCCAAAGAAGGCCCUCUUCAUUCUCUCUACCUCGCUCGAAUUUGAGACAUUCCUUUCAACCCUUCUUUCACGACUUUACAAACAACGCCAGCACCAUCGAGCUCGCCGAAAUGGCAUCACCCACUCCGGCCCCCCGGCCGGACCAAAUCUCUGCCUCGACCCCCCUCCUCCAAUCCGACUCGACUUCCUCAUGCGCUUCUUCCAUCCGUUCCCUCUCCCCGUCCCGACGACGUCAUCACAAUGGGCGUACCUCCCCAGCCGCCGCUGCCUCGGCCCGCAAUCUCUCCUUCGCCUCGGCCCUGCUUUCCUCCCUCUGCGCCGGCUCCAUAACCAUCUUCAGCAUGUACGGCCACAUCUUCCAGGAGCGUCUACACUACACCCAGUUCGAGGUCAACGGGUUGUCGAGCGCCGCUUCGUUCGCCACAUACAUGCCGGUGCCUUUGCUGGGGUACAUGUGCGAUCGCGUGGGGCCGGGACCGCUAUCGUUUGUGUCGGCGCUGUUCUUUGCGGCUGGGUAUGGGCUGGCUGCAGGGGUGUAUAAACGGGAGGCGGAUGGGGCGGCCUUGGGCAACGGUGCUGAUGGCGAGGAUACCGGAAGAUUGGCGUAUGCGGCCAUGAUUACUGCGUUUGUAUUCAUCGGCGUGGGAACGUGCUCCAUGUAUAUGAGCGCUGUGGCGACGUGUGCAAAGAACUUUGGAAGGGGAAAACAUCGGGGACUGGCACUUGCGGUGCCUAUUGCCGCGUUCGGGCUGAGCGGGAUGUGGCAGAGCCAGCUAGGAAGCCGAGUGUUCUAUGAAAGAUUUGCGGAUGGGACAAAGGGCGACUUGGACGUCUUCCACUUCUUCAUCUUCUUGGGAGUCCUGCUAUUCGUUGUUGGUUGCCUAGGCACGUUCGGCUUGAAGAUCGUUGACGAAGAAGACCUAAUCGACGAAGCUGUCGAAGAAUUGGAACGCAGCGGUUACCUCGACGGAAGCACAUUCCUCCAGGGGAGCUGGACUGCAGACAGACCGGGCUACGGCGCCAUCGAGCAAUCACCCCUCGACAUGGAAAGCGCCGGCAUUCUCGACCCCUCCAAGCCCGACAACGACUCCGACUCGGAAGAAGAAGAUGACAACGCCCGCAUCAAGAAAACAUGGGUCCUCAACGCCGAGACCCGACGGUUCCUAAACGACCACACAAUGUGGUGUUUCGCCCUCGGCUUCUUCCUCAUGAUCGGCCCUGGUGAGGCCUUCAUCAACAACCUCGGCACCGUCAUCAAGACGCUCUACCCACCCCAUCUCAAAUUUGUCGGCGAACCCACCUCAGCGGCCACCCACGUCUCUAUUGUCGGCAUCACCAGCACCCUUGUCCGCCUUCUCACCGGUUCUCUGACCGACCUUCUCGCACCCAGCCCGCAGGCCCGUCACGUCCAGAUUACCUCGUCCGGAACUCUCGAACGCAAGCGCUUCUCCCUCUCCCGCGUGUCCUUCCUGCUCUUCUUCGCCGUCACACUCUCCGUCGGCUUAGCCACCCUCGCUUCGGGCUGGAUUCAAAACCACGGCGAGCGGUUCUGGGUCGCCUCGGGUUUGGUCGGUGCCGGCUAUGGCGCCGUUUUCAGUCUUACGCCAAUCAUCAUCACCGUGAUCUGGGGCGUCGAAAACUUUGCGACCAACUGGGGCAUCGUGGCCAUGUUCCCUGCUCUUGGCGCCACGUUUUGGGGCUUGGUGUACUCGGCUGUUUACCAGUCGGGAGUGGAGAAGGCGGCCUCUAACGGGCAAGGCGGGGAGGAGGAUCAGUUUUGCUAUGGGAUCCAGAAACUUGCAACGAACCGUGCGUUGCAUCAAGCGCGGCAAUUGACCAAUUGGGCAUCGACCUUUUCAUUUUCUUUUGCCAUUCUCACUCACCAUCUCUCAUCUCAUACAAACAACUCGUCCAUAGUCUCCAAACGCUCCGUCGAAAAACUCUACUACCCCAACGAGCCUCAUUUCUUCCGCUUCUUCGUUAAGAAAUUCCAGCGACGCGCGCCGCUGAUUAAUCGCGGUUAUCACUUUCGUUUGCACGUCAUUGAUGUGCUUGUUCGCAAUUUCUUGCAAGAGCAAAGAACUGGAGAAGCCAAAGGAAAGAGAAAAGUGGUGGUUAAUUUGGGCUGUGGAAGCGAUGUGUUGCCUUGGCAGUGUUUGACUAGGUAUCCAGAUGCUUGUCGCUCCGGUGAGAAAGACGGGGUGAAGUUUGUGGAUGUCGAUUUCCCGGAUCUGAUUGAGCGGAAGAAGCGGACGGUUUUGGAGACGCCGGAACUUUUGGGGCCGUUGACGAACGUGGUGGUACCAGAGUUUGCUCCUGUGCUUAGUACUCCUGCGGCCACUACUAGGGCUGCGGCUACAACUACCACAACGACGGAACCCAAAACCAUGGCAGCAACCGCUUCAAGCACCUCGACCGAAGCCCCUCAAAAGCCCAAGAAAUCCCCCAAACCAAAGGACAAGUCCAAAGUCGCCCGCGCACCGGCCCCCACCACCGCCCCUACGGGUAUCGUCCUCACCAGCGACCAAUACGUCCAAAUAGGCUGCGACCUGCGCGACCUCGCCACCCUCCAAGACUCCCUCACCAGAGCCGUCGGCGGCGAUCUCUCCUCUUGCACCUUCCUUUUCGUCGCCGAGGUCUCCAUCACCUACAUGGAGACACCGGGAGCCGACGCCGUCAUAGAAUGGGCUUCCUCGCUAGGCGACUCCGAGUUUGUCCUUCUCGAGCAACUGCUACCUUCGGGGCCGACCCACCCGUUCGCUUCUACAAUGCUAUCGCAUUUUCAUAAACUCAACACCCCGAUCAAGAGCGUGGAUGUGUACCCUACGGUAGCCUCGCAGGUGGAGCGUUUCCGCUCUCGGGGCUGGGGCAGCGGUGAUGUGCGCGUCUGGACGCUGUGGGAGGCGUGGGCAGAUGCCGAGGAUACUUUCGUCAAUGCGGCGGAGAGACGCAGGCUGGACGAGGUGGAGCCGUUCGAUGAGUGGGAGGAGUUUGCGCUUUUUGCGAGCCAUUAUUGUGUGGUGAGGGCUAGGACGGUGGCUAGGGACGGACAGAGUAAGAAGAAAGAGAGGGGGAUCCCGAACGGAAGGGAGUUGGGGGUGCCGGUUGAGAAGGUCAAGGUGAGGUGGGAUGAUGUCCCGGGGCAGAGGGGUCAGAGGAGGUUUGCGGCUGGGGCGGUGUUGACUUCUUCUUCUUCUUCGAGUUUGGGAAAGAAAGAGGAGGUAAAACUGCUGAACGUUAUGGGGCUGGGGACGAAGAGCCGGUUGCAGAACUGCGAUGUUUACGGACGGAAGAAAGUGGGAGAUGCCGACGAGGCUGACGGUACUGACGAAGAAAAGACGGCGGUGCCGUUCACUUUCCGUGAAGGCGGCCCUUCAACGAGAAUGUGUCACUCGCUGACGGAUCUCGGCACUGCCCAACUCCUCGUGGGAGGACGGGCAUCACCGUCCACGCCCCUCAAAGACUGCUGGCUGUUGGAGAAGACUAACGGCAGCGAGAGUGAAUGGGCAUGGAAACGCACCAAUGAUCUCCCGAUUCCGCUCUACAGGCAUUCUGUCACGAGAUUGGGGAAGACAGACAUGGCGCUGCUCGCCGGUGGAAGGGGAGUUGCCGAUAUCUUCCCUGACUGGCUUCUCUAUGAGUCCAAGCUUGGAUGGAUCAGAUGCGAGAUUGCCGGUGACGUCAAGCCGACUUCGGUGUAUGGCGCUACCCUUGCUUGCCUGCGUCAAGAGAGUGACUCGUUCUCUGGUGUGUUUGCUGGCGGCUUGAGUGAUGAUGGCCUCAUUGCUGAUCAGCUUCUGGCAUGGAACCUGGACGUAUCCGACAGCAGCAAGCCGGUCGUCACUUUUGUUCCGCUACAGGUAAAAUCUGGUGAUGAUGGCCGCGAAGAGGCUCUCUCACGUCUACUUCUCACGAGGUUUGGCGCUUCUUGCCUGCCCCAAAGUCGGACCGACUUCUUGGUCUUUGGUGGUGUUAUCAAGGACCACCUUUUGGAUAUGGACGACGAGAUCCUGCUAUGCUCACUCAAGGGCGACGGAGAACUCACAAUCACGCGACGACUCGCUCCCGAGGCCGCUAAUGCUGAAUCAUCAUCGCACCCAGGCCCUUUGUUGUUGGUGGGAACUUCUCCAGUUGUCACGCCGGACGAUGGCAGCUUGAUGAUCAUGGGCGGCGGAGCAACAUGCUUCUCCAUGGGAACCUUCUGGAACAAGGGUAUUUCGACUCUCGAACUGGCACUGCCGGCUGCGGUGGAGAAUGGAGCUUCGCCCAUCCCCGCACAUGGAUGGGCGCACGAGAAAACAGUCGACAUUAUCCCCGGUGAGCCAAGGAGUCUUCCUCUCCGUAAUCAGGCACCCAACGGUGCUGAGGGGGAGGUCAGUGGCAGCGUAAGCGUCCGCAAUCAACCCAUACCCCGGGUCAAGUUAGAAAAUGCUGAAGACUUCGCCAGGAUCGUACGUGAGGGUCGUCCGGUGGUUCUGGAGGGCCUAAAUCUGGGUGAUUGUGUGUCACAAUGGGGAAACGGUGACUACGUUGCGAGGAAGGUUGGGACAGACCGCAAGGUCGUGAUCCACGAGUCCACGACACCUGCAAUGGAUUUCACCACCAAGAACUUCCGCUACGUAACGACCGAGUUUGGCGACUUCAUGAGGCGCAUUGAGAAAGGUGACCGGCUGUACCUGAGGGCGCUAUCGACCGACAAACCGACGGAAAAGCCAGCCGUUCUAAGUGACGACUUUCCCUCGUUGGCUACUGAUUUUGUGUUGCCGCCUGAGCUGGCCUUGGUAGGCGAGAGACUGUUCAGCUCGGUCCUACGAGUAUCUGGGCCGGUCAACAUGUGGUUGCAUUACGAUGUCAUGGCCAAUGUGUACUGCCAAAUCGGCGGCUCGAAGCGCAUGAUUCUUUUCCCGCCGUCCGAUGUUGAGCAUCUCAGUUUUGCUCCUGGGGCAUCGAGUUCCAGUAUCGAUGUCUUUUCUACUCUUUUCGGGGAGUCGAGUGACUCGAGAUACUUGGCUCAAGUGACGCAUCCUCACGAAACUGUCAUGACUCCAGGAGACGUCCUCUUCUUGCCCCCACUAUGGCUGCACACGGCGACUCCUAAUUCGGAUAGCAGCAUUGCGGUAAACGUCUUCUUCCGCGAUCUCGAAGGCGGUUGCUAUGCAGCUGGGAAAGAUGUGUAUGGGAACAGAGAUCUGGCGGCCUAUGAAAAGGGCCGAACGGACUUAACCCGUAUUGCGAACAGCUUCCAGAAGCUGCCGGCUGAGGCGAGGGAAUUUUAUCUGUUGAGACUUGCAGACGAGCUUCGGAGGAAAGCCAAGGGAGCCCAGUAGCGGAAGAGUCGUCAGUCCGUUUUGUCAAUGUAAGCCUUCGGAUGCCCGGAUUGACGUUUUGGCCUGUUGUCCCAAUACGUUGGUGGUACAAUACCGUAGAUACGUUCGUGUUACCGGCUACAGCGUCGGUAUGAUACAAGAUGGCACACCAGUCCAUGUGCCUGUCGUCCGUAGGUACCUGAGUGGCCAUGGCCUGCAUAUCAGAGAAACAGUUAUCACCUAGCGAAGAUUACCAGGUCUCAUGUGUAC